Ananas comosus (pineapple) is the source of this 979-nucleotide messenger RNA. RefSeq names its product myb-related protein 330-like. The record is from RefSeq and is a predicted model, not a curated record. NCBI's taxonomy places the organism in Eukaryota, Viridiplantae, Streptophyta, Magnoliopsida, Poales, Bromeliaceae. The coding region runs from base 176 to 853 and encodes 225 amino acids. The transcript has 2 exons.
CGACGGUCUAGAGACGGUCAUUAAAAAUCGUCUCUACGACUCCUACUUUUCUAGUGUAAUGCUUUUGAUUACCUAAUAAUCCCUUAAUCUCUUCUACUAGUAAACAUAUAUUUAUUUAUUUUUGUUAAUUAGGCUGGUUAAUUUAUUUGUAGCUGCAUGAUACUUGUUAUUUUUAAUGCUAGGAUUGAACCGGUGCGGCCGGAGCUGCCGUUCGCGGUGGCUCAAUUACCUCCGGCCCGGCCUCAAGAUUGGCGGCUUCACUGAAGAAGAAGAUAGGAUCAUUUCCAGUCUGUACAACCAGAAAGGAAGAUGUUGGUCUGUAAUUGCCGCGCAACUUCCUGGAAGAACUGAUUUGUCCAUCAAGAACUACUGGAACUGCAAGCUUAGCAAGAAGGUCGUGUCGUCGAAGAACAAAAUGCUCACCCUCCGUCCGAAGCCCGAUCGACUCCCUUCUGCUCCGAUCACUCCGUCGUCGACAGAGACGCAAAAGCCCGAUCACCUCAGCUUCUCACGAAAGCCGUCGACUUCCGACGGCCUAGGGUCCAAACUCGAUACCGAUGAAUCCGCUCAGAAGACGAAGUUGCUAACAUCAUCAAGUAGUGGUGAGUUGAUCUCCGAGUCCUCGUCGAGCUCGGCGAAUGUCGCUUCCGAGAAUCUGGUUGCUGAUGCUGGCGCGAGCGCGCUGGUGAAUACUGAGUGUCGACCACCGGAGUUUAACGAGCUAGUCGAUUGGUGUGUUAUGUCGCCGCCUCGUGAUCUUGUAAUCGAUUAUUCGUACUCUUCGUCGAUUAUCGACGGUUUGGAGGACAUCAACAGCAGCGAUAUGUUGUUAUCCGACGAACCAUGGUGGUGACCGGUGACGGAAAAAGUGCAUGUAAAAGAAUUUCGAAUUAAAUCUCCUCUUUCUUUCUUUCUUUUUUUUUUCUUUUUUUUUCUUUUUUUUUUUGGUUAAUAGUGUAACGAGGUUAUCCUAUAUUAU